Molecule: messenger RNA, 816 nt
Organism: Babesia microti strain RI
Lineage: Eukaryota; Apicomplexa; Aconoidasida; Piroplasmida; Babesiidae
Product: BMN2 family protein
Exons: 1
Coding region: 1-816 (271 amino acids)
Source: RefSeq, a predicted model, not a curated record
AUGACAGUAACAACUAUCGCAUUGACUGUUUCAAUCGUAUCAUAUAUACAUGGUUCUCCAUCAAAUGGCCUCUAUGAAUCUAACCUUUUUUACACGGAAGGUUAUGGCAAAUAUUUGACUAGUCCGACUAAGAUAAAGACAAUUGAAUUUGGAGGUUAUAAAUUCGAGUUUGAUGAUGAUACAUUGCCUGUAACAUCUAUAACAAAAAUCGAUGUAAUAACAUAUGAUGAUAAACCGAUUUUAUUUGAAUUUAUUUCAGAUAAGGAUCGUCCAUACAGAAGAUUUUACUACUAUACUUUGGAUAGUAAAACUAAUAAAUUAUAUAAUUAUGUCACUGCAGAAACUGGAUAUAAUGUUGAGGAUUCGAGUGGUCUAAAAUACUACACUGAAUUAAGUAAAUCGGGAAUAAAUGAUGUUUUACAAGAUUUGGAUAAAAACAUUGAUGAAAGUAAUAUCGAGCAUUUGAAGACAUCAUAUGUAACAAAAGGAUUAAAUAUUGCGAUUGAAGUUUAUUCAAACAGAGUCGUUGAACAAAUUAAAUCGAUAAAGGUAGUUACUCCAGUUGAAUUAUUCGAUUAUAAAACUGAAGUUCCAAUUGAGUCUGUAGAUCAUGAAUCGCGUGAUAAUUCAUUGGCCGAAGUAGAGGAGGAUGGAAAAGCUGUACAAGUUGGGACUCAACCUGUGUAUGAGGUAAAUGAUGGUGCUCAUAACCCAUCUGCACAAGUGUUAUCACAGAAUAAUAUUAUUGAGACCUUGGAUGAUAAAUCUAAAGUUACUCAUUUGAGAAAUGCUGGCAGUGAGAAAAUUCGUGUUUAA